Molecule: messenger RNA, 561 nt
Organism: Liolophura sinensis
Lineage: Eukaryota; Metazoa; Mollusca; Polyplacophora; Chitonida; Chitonidae
Product: ubiquitin-related modifier 1-like
Exons: 5
Coding region: 104-409 (101 amino acids)
Biological process (GO): tRNA thio-modification
Cellular component (GO): cytoplasm
Source: RefSeq, a predicted model, not a curated record
GAUCCUUUGGGCGGACGAAGGGGGAUAACUCAAUGAUAUAUUGACAUUCGUGCUACAAGAACAACAACAACAGGUGCGACACACAGAGGGAAAAGAAGUUUGAAUGAUGGCCGAUCUACCGAUCACUCUGGAAUUCAGUGGUGGUGCAGAACUACUCUUUGGAAAUAUUAAGAAACAUGAUGUGAGUCUCCCAGGCGAUGCAGGUGGAUGGACCAUGAAAAAGUUAUUGCCAUGGAUCAAAGAAAAUAUGUUGAAAGAGAGGCCAGAAUUAUUUUUGCAAGGGAAUACUAUACGGCCAGGGAUUCUGGUUUUGAUAAACGAUGCAGACUGGGAACUUCUGGGUCAGUUGGACUACACAUUAACGCCUAAUGACAAAGUGAUGUUCAUUUCCACACUUCACGGAGGAUGAUAAGAUCACAGAGGUUUUGAUGAAUGUGGCGACGAAACCUUCCUGGGCAAUUAACUGCUUGAGGAACUGACCGUAAAGAAGCUCAUUGAGAAACAAAACUUUGUGGGUGUAAAACAAGCUUUCAGCUAUAAAUUCUUCCGUGAGGCUGGUAC